This is a messenger RNA of Pelmatolapia mariae (spotted tilapia), 1244 nucleotides long. RefSeq names its product alpha-(1,3)-fucosyltransferase 4-like. The record is from RefSeq and is a predicted model, not a curated record. Gene Ontology annotation, molecular function: alpha-(1->3)-fucosyltransferase activity. Bases 1 to 1173 code for a protein of 390 amino acids. NCBI's taxonomy places the organism in Eukaryota, Metazoa, Chordata, Actinopteri, Cichliformes, Cichlidae. The transcript has a single exon. Gene Ontology annotation, cellular component: membrane.
AUGGGAAUUGGGGAUCUCUGGAGAUCAGAGGGCCGCCCCUCAAUCGCAGCUCACGGAGCAGACGGGCGCUCAGGGUUAUUCCCGCGGAAAAACCGCUGCGUGCGUGUUUUCACAGGGGUCUGCUCCUCUGUGUGCGUGGCCACCGUGGUUUUCCUGUUACUCGUGGGAGUCUGCCUGCUCUACCUGCCGGAUGCAUUAGCGCCUGACCCGCUGGUUUCUCUCCCUGGGGAGAACAGCCCGGUGACGCUGCUGAUAUGGACGCAUCCAUUCGGUCAGUAUCGAGAACUUCCGGACUGCCUCGAGCUGUUUCAGAUAGACGGCUGCACGCUCACGGACGACGCGCUCAGGUACCCACAGGCUGACGCCGUGAUAAUUCACCACCGGGAGAUUGCCACUGGCUACGCCGAUCUCCCACCAGAACCGCGGCCACCUGCGCAAAAGUGGAUAUGGAUGAACUUCGAGUCUCCCACGCACACGCGUGGACUCUGGCUUUUAGGGGGUGUUUUCAACCUCACGAUGAGCUACCGGACAGACUCGGACAUUUUCCUACCCUAUGGGUAUCUGGUCCCCCGCGCGCGCACAGAGAGGGCUCUCCAGAAGAGCUUUGCGCAGCCGCUUCGCGGAUCUUACAGCUCCAAACUCCUGCGGUCACGCUUCGUGGCCUGGGUAAUCAGCAACUGGUCGGAGUCCCAGGCGCGCGUGACCUUCUACCACCAGCUGCGCCAAUACAUCCAGAUCGAUGUGUUCGGGCGCGCGGGCUCGCCGUUACCGACAGGCAGCGUGGUGCCGCUCGUCAAGCGGUACCUGUUCUACCUGGCGCUGGAGAACUCCCAGCACACCGACUACAUCACGGAGAAGCUGUGGAACGCCGUGCUGGCCGGUGCCGUCCCCGUGGUGCUGGGUCCAUCCAGGCAGAACUAUGAGCGUUUCCUGCCCCCCGAGGCCUUCAUCCACGUGGACGACUUCCCCUCAGUGGAAGAGCUGGCCCAAUACCUGCUGAUGCUGAGGCGGAGCCCGGCUCAGAUGAGACGGCACCUGGACUGGAGGAGGAGCUACGGCGUACGCCAGCCGACCUUCUUCAACGAGCACUACUGCACGGCCUGCAGGGCGGUGAGGAAGACCAGAGGCAGGACUAAUGUGGUCAGAGGCCUGACACGUUGGUUCCACUCGUGAAAACAUGCAUCACACCUCCAGCACCUGUUUGAAAUGAAUGAGAGAUAAGACUGUGAGAGGGGAAAGACUCA